This is a messenger RNA of Brachypodium distachyon (stiff brome), 2254 nucleotides long. RefSeq names its product probable fucosyltransferase 7. Gene Ontology annotation, biological process: xyloglucan biosynthetic process; cell wall biogenesis. Bases 438 to 2111 code for a protein of 557 amino acids. Lineage: Eukaryota; Viridiplantae; Streptophyta; Magnoliopsida; Poales; Poaceae. Gene Ontology annotation, cellular component: membrane; Golgi apparatus. The transcript is spliced from 2 exons. The record is from RefSeq and is a predicted model, not a curated record. Gene Ontology annotation, molecular function: galactoside 2-alpha-L-fucosyltransferase activity.
ACAUUCCUUGCAAACGACGGCUCACACUUCUUCUGACUGACAAAUUUUAAGGUUUUUUUGCUUCUCGAGGUUUGACAAUAUGGACGAGAUCACGAGAUGGCACAAAUGGCAAGAGGGUGAACUGAUAAAUCGAUGAGAUACUGAGAUCUUUAUGGCCUCUUUGCGAGCCUCCAAGCUGCCUAAUUUCGAAGGCCAUAUGACCUGCAAUCUUUUUACCCAAGUCGCCGGACAGCAUCACCGCACAGCACUGUACUUCAGCCUGUUAUCCAAGCAGCUUUUUGCCCCGACUGGUGAUCGAUCGGUUGUUCUAAAGAUGCAAGCCGUCGCACGAUACAGCUAAGCUAGGCGCUUUCGUUGACCGGCAAGCUCUUAAUUACGAGCAGAGAAGCCGGAAACAGACCGGAGCACAUCGCGCAAACGGCCCAACGCCACACCAGAUGGAGAGCAAGAGCUGGAAGCGGCUGCCGCAUUCGUCCGACGUGAAGCCGACGGUGCUGGCGAUCGCGGUGAGCGUGAUGGCCCUGCUGCUCAUGGCCGUCCUCUUCGGCGCCCGGUGGACACCAUCCAGACACGGGGACACAUUCGUCUCCGCCGGAGUCCGCGUCGUCGUGACCGCCGUGUCCGACCAAGGCCCUGCACGGCCCACGGCGACAGUGCCGGAACCUGGCGACCGGCUCCUGGGCGGCCUCCUCUCGCCGGACUUCGACGACGGCUCCUGCCUCAGCCGCUACCGCGCCGCGCUCUACCGCCGGCAGUCGCUGCACAUCCUGUCCUCGCACCUCGUCUCCAGCCUCCGGCGCUACGAGUCCUUGCACCGCCUCUGCGGCCCCGGCACCUCGGCGUACGCCCGCGCCGUCGCCCGGCUGCGGGAGUCCAUGUGGCCGUCGUCCUCGUCCAACACCUCCGACUCCGCACCAUCGGAAUGCAAGUACCUCAUCUGGAGCCCGCUGGAGGGCCUGGGCAACCGCAUCCUCUCCAUCGCCUCCGCCUUCCUCUACGCGCUCCUCACCGACCGCGUCCUCCUCCUCCACCCGCACGGCGACGACCUCGGCGACCUCUUCUGCGAGCCGUUCCCCGGGUCAACAUGGGUGCUCCCGGAGAAAGAUUUCCCCAUCGGCAGCAUCGACCACUUCAACGUCGUCGGCACCAAGGAGAGCCUCGGCAACACGCUGGGCCGCCGUGGCGAGCAAGGGGCGCCGGCGCCGGUGCCGUGGAUGUACGUGCACCUGAUGCACGACUACAAGGACCGCCUGGACCGGCGCUUCUUCUGCGACGAUGGGCAGGACGCGCUGCGGGGCGUGCCCUGGCUCGUGCUCCGCUCCGACAACUACUUCGUGCCGGGCCUCUUCCUGGUCCGGCGGCUCGAGCCCGAGCUAACCCGCCUCUUCCCGCGCCGCGACGCCGCGUUCCACCACCUGGGGCGGUACCUGAUCCACCCGAGCAACGCCGUGUGGGGCAUGGUGAGCCGGUACCACGGUUCCUACCUCGCCGCGGCGGAGGACCGGGUCGGCAUCCAGGUGCGCGACUUCUACUGGGCGCCCAUCUCCCGCCACGACCGCUACGCCCAGAUCGCCUCCUGCGCGCACCGCGAGAACAUCCUGCCCACCGUGCUCGCUAACUCCACCGCGGCCCCGGCGAGCUCAGCUGCAGGCAGGCGCAAGGCUGUGCUCGUCGUGUCGCUGCACGGCGUGUACUACGAGAAGAUCAGGGACAUUUACUACGAGCACGGCGCGGCGGGCGGGGAGGCCGUGAGCGUGUUCCAGCCGACGCACCUGGGCGGGCAGUACUCGGGCGAGCGGCAGCACAACCAGAAGGCGCUCGCCGAGAUCGUGCUGCUCAGCUUCUCGGACGUCGUGAUCACGUCGGCCGUCUCGACGUUCGGGUACGUCAGCCAGGGGCUGGCCGGGCUGAGGCCGUGGGUGCUCAUGGGCCCCGUGGGCGGGAAGACACCCGACCCGCCGUGCCGGCUUGCUGCCACCAUCGAGCCGUGCUUCCAUACCCCGCCCAACUACGACUGCCCGGCAAGGACGGGCGGUGACAGCGGCAGGAUGGUCCGGCACGUCCGGCGGUGCGAAGACUUCCCGGAGGGCGUCCAGUUGGUGGAAUACUGACAAACUUUUUAUUUUACGUAUUUUCUCGGAGUAGUUACUGAACAUUCUUUUGAGGACACAAGUUACUGAACAUUUCCAGCGCAAAAAAAAAAGUUACUGAACAUUCAGAAAUGCACAACUAAUAAAAUUACCGUUCUCUGAAA